AUGGUAUCCGACACUGAGGCUUCCAUGACUACAGCAUCUGCGCUUUUCAGCCGCAUAGCUUGUCAAGCAACAUGGUCAGACGAAUCCGGCAACGUGUAUAUCGGACUGCCAGUUGGCGCCUGGGAAGGAUGCAAAGCAGCGGAUUUUGUACGCACAAUGAAGGACGAGGUGCUGAAUACCAUGGCCCGCAGAAUUCAGUCAUCAAUUGGCGCAAACAUCAAGUCAUAUGGGAUGUCUAAGAAGUUGGUUAUGCACGCAUUGGAGCACAGAAACGAGGCGCAACCGAUAGAGAAGCAUCCCAUCACGCUUCCAGUGCAGCCACCUCCGCGCCACCAACAGCUACCAUUGGCGCCAGAUCCGAAGAAGAAAGAGUCGAUUGCGAAGAGCAAGGUCGGGGUUCUGAGUGAUAACACACUCGGAUACAUCCGAUCACGACGGGCCAAGGCUGAAACCUACCUCAUCUUGCAAGCGACCCAAGAAGACCUUGACCCCGGAACAGUAGAACAGGCCGCUUGGCUAUGUACUGCGACACAUGCGACCUGCUUUCACCCAAAGACGUCGCUUAUCCUCAACUUGCCCGGCGAACAGGCAACCGCGAUACCCGUAUCGGAAUACGAUAACCAGUUGAACGGAGACCACGUUACCUGGAAGCCUGGAGAAGAAUUCACCAAAGUCCACCAGGAGGUGCCUACGGCUGUCGCUAAACAGCUACUGAAGUCCGCCCUCACCAAAAUGCCCGUGAAUCAUACAGCUACGAACGGCGCCGAUCUGUCUGGGAUGAAGACAGUUAAGGGAAGACCAGCUGUAAAUUUACUGCUACACAAGAGAAUCCACAAAGGCGACGAGCUUCAAAUAAAGUUCGACCACUUGAAGGUGCAAGCCGAUAGCGACCCGACAGUGACCCCAUUCGGCCUGCCAAACAACCCCACGAGCGACCAGAUAUAUCGCCAAGUCGACAAGAUGAUCGGGCAUCUAGACAACGUUGGCGCAAUACCAGAUUAUCUCGACCCUGAGAGGUCAUGGAUUGUAGCGGCCGAUUGGAUCGAGUGGAUCAACUCGACCGGAGACCCAGAGACAGAUGACCUGAAAACCAACGCUCCGAAAGUCACUGACCCAGUAGGUACCGGAAAAGAGAUGUCGUCAGCCAAGGAGGACAGACUAGGUCGCUUAGAAAGCUUACUGUACGACAUCCGAUUCAAGACAAAUGAGCAGCCUGCGAAGGCCAAAAAGAUCAAAGACAAGGCGGCAAAAACAGUCGAUAAAUCGACUAAUGGCCGAGGAAAGAGUGCAUUCAAGAGCACACACAGAGGUAAAGUGAAGGCAAGCAACACCGGUGCGAGGAAGCGGCAAGCAGCGGCGCAAGAGGGCACAGCAAAGCGACAACGCACGGGAAAGAGCGCUACCUCAGAGCCCGUUGCCGGCAGCCCCAAGGAUGACAACAUUGCAUCUAACUCUCAGUCGCAAACCAGCAAUCGAGAGGGAUCGUCUGUUAUCGCUGCGCCACUGGCUGACGAGGUAACACCUGGUAUAGAACGGGCUUCCGGGUCGACAGGUGCACCUUUACCCAUAGAUCGCCUCCCUACCGAUGCCCUAAUAGAUGAAAUCAUCGCGAGCAAAGAAUUCGAAGAUACCGACGAGGGGUUUCUCCUAAUAGACUGGAGCCUUGGACACAUGUUGGGCAGAAUGCGCCGGAACGCCAACCACGAGAUCGAGGUCAAGUCAAAGAGGCAAGCCGGCGACGAGACGCAGAAUUACGGUGUUUGGUACCUGGACAACGAUGAAAAUCUGGUGGCAGUCGGCGACAACGAAAAGGCUCCACUGUUGGAGAAGAUCGAGACAACGAUUGCCAAUUUAUGUAUGCGUGAGCAGAUUUACCACUGGAUCAAGAAAUUCAACAUGGAAACUGCAAGUAAACAAAAGCAUAGCCUGCAUUUUUGGAGAAAGACUGCCAAGCCACAAGAUCAAGAAUUGCAACAAAACACGGCCGAUAUUGCCAGGCUCGAGCAUACCGUUUCUGAAUUGCAGAGGCAUAUGCAGAUGGCCGAGGAUCUCGGCAGGAAGCUCCUAGAGCGAUAUCGUGUGGAUGUUGCCGCCUUGCAGUCAAAUGCAAAUCAAGACCAGCACUGCAUCAAGACCCUCCAGGCAAGACUCAAUCUAGUCAGAAUUGUAGCCAUACAGUUGCGCGAGAGAAUGGGCAAGCUCAAAGACAAAUAUCAGAGCAUGCAGACAUGCUGGAUGCGUGGUGCCAACGCACCAUCUACUAACAUGCCACCAAGCAUGGGCAAAAAAAAGACCUACAGCUCGCGCAAUCAGCGGGCCGGAGCUCCAUCAUUCCGAAUGGCUGACCUCCUGCAGCAGCGUGACACUUCCCCGACAACACAGACGGCAUUCAAACCGCGGUCAAGCUCGCCGCCUAUUGAAGAAGACCCCAUCCACCCGAAGAUACCGCCGCGUGCUCGGCGACCCCGCAUCAACUACGCAAAAGAACUCGGGUUCGGCCUUAUGGCCGUGACAAUUGCCGUCUAUCACGAGGAGGUUGGCGACCGCCACGUAGUGGCGAGGAGUAUGGAUGGGCCGGAUUUUCGCGUCGCGGCGGUUGAGAUUCUUGCUUCCAUUCCGCAAAAGACCUUGGAAGCUAUCUCCGCGCCAGCUAUAUACAUUCGUCACCUGGUAAACCCAGAAGGCCAUGCCCCGACACCCAACGAGUUCAAGAAGGUUACCAAGCGGCUUCUAGACUAUGUAUCCGGCAAGUUUAGGUCUUUCGUAGCGGCAUCAGAACUUGAUAACAUACGAGCGACUACCAAGAGUUGCGCUAAAGACAUCCAAAAUGGCCAUCAUUGGUGUCUCGAGGGGUCACAGCAGCGGGCUAUGCAGGUUAUGACCUUCUGCACUGCGCUGAAUGACCGCAUUGGGCAACUCCCCGACGACCAGCUCGACAAGCCCUUCCCCAAAUCUUUCAAGUACGUUGGUUAUGCUUUGUCCGUUACGCGGUGCCUACAACAGCAUGUCACGGUCGACACUAGUUGGUUCCACCACAUGGUUCAAGCGGCGUUCCGCGUGGCGGUCGAAGACGGGAAAUACCGCUUUGAGUCGCACCCUGUGUGCUUCUUGGUAGAGCAUGAGAGCCGCAUUGCCGAGCCCCUUACUAGCGUCAUCGCAGACAGCACGAGACCGGCGGUGGAUUUGGCGUAUACCAGGGAGGCGUACAAACAACCAGUUCGCUGCUCUCCCACAUCCCUGCAGAUGAACGACAACAAGUAUGGCAGGUGUGCAAGGUGGCGUGAAGACUAUACACCAUAUCGUCAAAAUCUGGCAACAGAGCUCGCUGUACUGAAGCGGCAGUUCGAAGGCCCUUUGAUCGCUGGUACAGGUGGUCCCCGGCCAGUUGCCGUGUUACGCAAGGAAAUUGAGGAUCUUGACAAAGAAAUUGCACAGUUGCUCCAGCAACAAUAUCCAAGAAGAUGGUACUGUACAAGACCCUCAAGAGCUAGCACUGGGGGAAAAGCUGAACCGUCUACAAGAACUUGA
This is a messenger RNA of Pyrenophora tritici-repentis Pt-1C-BFP, 3528 nucleotides long. NCBI's taxonomy places the organism in Eukaryota, Fungi, Ascomycota, Dothideomycetes, Pleosporales, Pleosporaceae. The record is from RefSeq and is a predicted model, not a curated record.